GGGGCGGUCCCAAGGCCAUGGCGGGCGCCCUGUUCCCGCCGUCGGAGCUGGCGGCGGAGCUGGAGUGCUCCAUGUCGCUGCUGGAGGUGGGCGCCGGGAGCGCGGAGCAGCAGCAGCAGCAGCCGCCGCAGCGGUGGGGGUCGGGCGCGGAGGGCUCGGACAGCGAGCUGCCCAUGGUGUUCCUGUGCGCCGGCUGCAAGCGGCCGGUGGGCGACACGCUGAGCUGGGUGUCCAACGACGAGGAGGGCGGCUGCAUCCUGCUGCGCAGUGCGGCCGCCAGCGUCUCGGUGGACCACAAGCGGAAGCUCUCCAAGCUGCCCGACGAGUGCGGAUGCGUGGUAGAAACCUUGUUCUGCUCUGGCUGCUCGAGGACACUUGGACACAUCUACAGGUGCACCCCAAAGCAUCUCGACUACAAGAGGGGUUUGUUCUGUUUCAGCAUUGAUUCUAUUGAAAGCUAUAUUCUAGGAUCCUCAGAAAAGCAAGCUCUUACUGAUGAGGAGCCGCUGACUCUUGAAAGUCAAGCUGUCUUGCAAGAGGUGCUGGAAAGGGCACACACUAUAUUAAAAGCUCUGGAGACAAGACUGACAGCUAUUGAGUCGUGUGUGGCUCCUCUGCCCAAGAAAGUCUGAAAGAAAUUACAUGUUUAACUGCUGAAGACUGGAGAAAGUGAAACUUGUCCUUGUAAUCCUCUGGGAUCAGUGGAAACAUUGGAAAAGCUGUCAGAGAGCUGAAAGACAUGAGUGGCUCAUGCUGUAGUGGAACAGUGCUGAGUAAGCAUCCUAGCCAUCCUAGCCAACCUUUUCUUUCUCUUAAAAGGAUACCCCAGAUAGAAAUAUUUUUUUUUUCUUAAGCAAGACUUGUGAUAAAUCAAUCUGUAGACUUCUGGUUUAAUGUAAAUAUUUAUUUAAAUUUUUCUCUCUGAAAGCAAAGAAUUUAUCUCCUGACUUCCCUGAUAUUCAAUAUCUACUGAACUGGGUGUGCAUUUUCCUAAACCAGUGCAAAACCUCCCUGUGAUGCUGUGAUGUCUGAAGGAACAACACUAAGUCACUUUUCCCUGUCUUGUCUCCACAGCCUUUGCUCAACUCAUGCUCAGAGACAGGAAUGGGCCAAAAACUAUGGUUUUGUGGUUUGUUAGUUUUGUGAGGUUUUUUUACAAGUUCAGAGCUAAAAUGUGACAUCAAUAAAGGCUUUAACAGCAUUAGAUAAAAGGGCUUUUCCAUGCUAUAAUGCUCCAGUUUUGAAGCUUUAUGCUUAACUGGAAAUAUUACUUAUAUUUAGGAAUUUUAUGUUAGUUUACUAAACUUUUGAAAAGCUUUUAGUUCGUUCUUACUUUGAAUUCACAUAUGGAGAAAACACUGCUACACUUUCUCUGAGAGAAUUUCUUUUAAUUUAGUGAGAAAAUAAGACAUUUUGGCAAAAGGUUUUACAGGGGUGGCAUAACCUAGGCAUAAGUAUUUCACCAAAACACCCAGCACAAAGGCCCAGUUCACAAAAGCAUCCACUACAAAACAAUCAGUACACCAUCUUAGUAAAACACAACUCAUUAGUUUUAAGUUACCCACAAGAGAAAGAAAAGACUAAAGGAAGAAAACAAAGAAGUAAAGAAAUAGAGAGGAGAGAGGAAGGAGAGAAAAAUAGUUACCCCCAUGAUCUGAUGGUGGCAGCCAGAAGAGAAAAGCUCUCCUAGGGUCUCGUGCUCCCACAUUUAUAUAGUUUGGUCCUGCCUCCCAGGCAGGAUAUCCAGUCAUUGACCACUCAGUGCCUUCCAGGCCAGAGUGAGGUGUGUGUAGGCAGUCACAGGCUCCAGGGGUGUGGUGUGGGUGGGCUACCAGGCAGGUCUGCCUUGGCUGACAGCCCGGCCACAUGGCUCUUGGAGCUGCCCCGUGUGCUGCGUGGGCUCAGCCGUCCGUGUUGGCUGCAGGCCUUACCAUGUGCCUUGUGGCUCUGCCAUGUGCUCUCUGUGGGCAGGCCUUGCCAGGUACCUGCAGGCCCAACCACACACUUACGGCUGGUUGACUCUCACCCACAUGAACAUAUAAUUCAGUGAGAUUCAAACUCAGUAUCUCACAACUGCAGUAUUGAAAGUCAGAUGUUUUACAGCUUCAAGGGGAGGAAACCAAACCAGGCUGGUGGCAGCACUCCUUUAAGCAAAACUUGGUGUAUAUUUGAGCCAUUAAUUCAAAAUGCUAACUAGGAACACUUGCCAGCAAUUUUUUUUUGUUUUAAUGCAGAUAUUUCAGUUAUUUUUCUUUGGUCUUCUGUGCAUUUGACUAAUUGUCAGCGUUUCUUGUACAGUAUGAGUGUUCCACCUAAUGUUUUUCAAUAAAAGCAAGCAGCUGUAGUCUAAAGCAAGAAUAAUUUCAAAAAGUGGGGGCGUUUUUAUUAUCCACACUGCUUAAUUUUACUGUUGUGAGGUUUUACGUUUUCUUCAAAAACUCUGAAUUCAUUUCCCCAUUCUGCCCCACUGGCAGGCACUGUUUCUCUUAAAAAAGCUUCUGCCCUCCACCUUCACUGGUAUAUUUUGAAGUGGUGCUCAAGUUUAGCCUGUAGUGAUAAGUCUCAUAUUCUUUUAUGCUUAGGUAACUAAAAGAUUUUGUUACUGACAUACCUGCUAGAGGAGCUUGUGUUACUCCAGUGUAAUUUUUGAGGCAAUUUCUGCUCUUACAAGUUUUUAAAUGCUGGUCAACAGCAACAUUCCUUAUCCUGGAUGCCUGAAGAGAGCCAUGGACUGCCCUUUAACUGAAGGUUGGUUGGUGUUAGAGGUGAGAGGUUGAAUAACCCAACGUUUAUCAAGCUGGAGGUGGUGUCUAAGUGGGUUCUUGUCUUUGUUCAAUUGUGAGGUACGUGGCAACCUCCACUGGUUGUUCUUUUGGUUUGGCCAUAUCCUGGGUCACCAUGGUAUCAGGUGUUUUACUCUCAUCUUUCCCUUUUCCCUGGAAGUGCUGCACCAUGCCGAGCAGCUUCCGGCCACGUUGGGCCCCAAUAAAUGUCUCAGUUUAACAAGACAGAAAUGUUUGCUAAGGAGGGCAAGAGAAAAACCAAGCUCCUCCCUCUGAGUAACUAUGACUUCGAAAUUAAGACUUCUCCAGUCGAGAAGGAGACCACCACCGAAAUUUUGAGUCCACCUCCAAAACUGAAUACAUCCAAGGAUUGCUUCCAGACAAAAGGAAAGACACUUCUCCAACAGCAGCCAGAACCUGGGAAGGGCUCUACCUAACCACGGGAGACACCAUACCUUAGACAAACCAUAAUGAUGAAUUCUAGAAAUAAAAGCAUAUGGCUUCCAACCUAUCUCA
Messenger RNA from Pipra filicauda (Wire-tailed manakin), 3299 nucleotides. RefSeq names its product MIS18 kinetochore protein A (gene MIS18A). Gene Ontology annotation, biological process: CENP-A containing chromatin assembly; chromosome segregation. NCBI's taxonomy places the organism in Eukaryota, Metazoa, Chordata, Aves, Passeriformes, Pipridae. The coding region runs from base 18 to 632 and encodes 204 amino acids. Gene Ontology annotation, cellular component: chromosome, centromeric region; nucleus; chromatin. The record is from RefSeq and is a predicted model, not a curated record. The transcript has 7 exons.